Messenger RNA from Trichobilharzia regenti, 4008 nucleotides. NCBI's taxonomy places the organism in Eukaryota, Metazoa, Platyhelminthes, Trematoda, Strigeidida, Schistosomatidae. The record is from the annotation of a GenBank genome assembly.
ACCACUGUGCCACCGACGCACGCAGGUAGAGUAGUGCAUACUGUUUCAUUUUCUUCCUUUCAGGAGAAGAAAACAAAGGGCAGUGAGUUACGUUUGUCUGUUAGCGUACUGAGACUGAAACGUGUUCAUGUGCCCUAAGUUUGCCCCAAACAUUCUGCAAUUUGCCCAAUGUUUGCCCCAAAAAUUCUGCAAUGCGCCCGAAAAAAAUGCUAGCUGGGCAUUCCAAUCACAUUUUUGUAUCCAUCCUUCGCGGGAAGAGAUACGCUCCGUUUGACUGUAAUAAUUGGGAGUUACUAUUCACGAAUAUAAUUAAGCAUGGUGGACUGUGAACAACCUUCAUGUGAAGUCAUUUUCUAUGCUCUUUGUAUUUCAUUUCGUGAUAUCACGAAAUGCAGGAUUCCCGCUCAGUUGGAUCUCUGUUUUCUCUAACUUCCCUUCUUUUCAGCUCUAUUUUAGUGUCUUACACUAAUCACAUAUAUUUGUUAUGUUGCAUUUUAUUUUUACCUCCAUUUUCAGUUAAUUAGUUACUGUGUUGGACUUGAAAAUAAUUGAAAACGAUGUCUUCGUAAGUGGGUAAAGUUCCCUCAACAGGGUUAUCAUUUUCGCAGUUCCUAGAGUUUAUACAUUACAUUCCUGUCAUAUUUCCAUAGCGAUUGCUGUGUUUGUGUCAUGCUCCAGCCAAUUCGUAUCUAUAAGAUUUCGCUCUUUGGGCCAAACGAAAUGACGAUGUAUUUUGAGAUCGAACCCAUUGAACAUUGAAUGCUGUGAUUGUAGCAAUCUUUGGUCGCAAAGUUAGCCAGAAUCCUUCAAAUGAGUUUUGCUCCUGGUCAGACUGCGUGUAGAUUUUCGAAAGUACGACCGACUGUCCUCCUUUUAUACUACAACACAGUUUUGCGUGUUCGACUGACUAGAACUUCAUCUAGGUCAUGUGAAUUCUAGGGUGAUAGUAGUUGGUAGUACAAAAGUAAAAGUGCGUUUUAUUUUUAAGGAAGUAUAUAGAUUUGAAGGAUGUCUAUUCUUUCUUUAGUGGUUUUUCUGACUCUUGUGUAGUUAUUAAUGCAACUAAACGGAGAAAAUAGGUGACUUUUGUACCAAAUAUCUAUCUAAAUUACCCUGGCUAGCAAAAUUGUCAGACAGAAAACAUCCAAAACGAGCACACACUGAGAUGUGGAACGUAUUUGCAGUGUGCCCGUAGUCACUUUUAUUUGGGGCGGUUAAAAUACUCAAAGAUUAACAACGUAGUUAGAAAACACUCAGAAAAUAAAAGAAGCUCAGUCAACAUGUAAAAAAGUCAAUAUAAUACAGAGAAUGGUAACAAAUGUGCCUAGAUCAGAAACGGAAGUAUGCAUUCAUAUGUUGUCUAGUCGUCAUGGUUAUCGCAAACGUUAUAGACUGUCAUUCGCCAUCUGAACCGCGUUUUUCCUUACGUGUUUCUAGUAAAAACGCAGAUUGGAAUGAUGGAGCCAAGGACUUGUUGAUUGUCUUGUAAUAUCGUAUGUUUGUAGUAAUCUAUGUGAAAUGAAUCAACGCUUCUCUUUUUGCUUAAGCUGGGACAUUUUUCUGUGCGUCAUGUUGCGUUUUCAACCUUAUUUUGGUUUUGAUGGUUGGUGUACAAAAUCACGACUGAUGGACGCAUUUAAAUAAGCCAGAUUUGUGUCACCUUAGCUGAAGUCGUUGUCCGGAUGCACGUUUACGUGCAAUCUGCAUUGAUUCAAAAACUGGCGAAAUGAAAAGGGUCGUCAUAAGACCGUCCUGUAAACUAGCUCCACUGAAUUUAUGUGGCACGAACUUUUACAGCGUUCUAUAGAGCGCUAAAGACAGUAAUAUAGUUAUUGGGGAGCUUUGGCACCGUAUGUCUGCCAUAUUAUUGCUUGAGGGCAGCAAGCUAAUGUUUUGAAGCAUCUUGAGAUCACGUGUUUUGUUGAAACUAAAAGCAAUCAGCUUUCGGUUGUUACAAAAGAUGGACCAUCUAUCGUUUGGUAAAAAUGUGUAAAAUUAAUCAUCUGAAGUGGAUGUAUGCGUUUUCAGAGGAGCCGGCUUUUUUUCCAAGGCAUUUCACUCACUCGAUUCGAAUCCCGUUCGAUAUACUUCAGCUCUCGCAAGCUAGGUAAACCCUAACUGUGUGUGUAUGUGUGAAAAAAGUAAUUUUUUCGUCUGCAUUCUUGCUUCCUGGUUUCACGUGCAUCUUCACAUAAUCAAAUGCACGCUUUUGCUUUUUCGUUUCACCUUUCAGUUAGUAUAGGAUCGCUGUUUAAUUCUGUGCUUCAUAGGAGGAGUCUUACAUUUCGGAAUGGCACGUGUUCCCUCAUCGAACCACUUUAAAAAUUCAGAUGAAAAUAAUCGGCCAAUUAUUGCCAUACCGUCCACGCAAAAGGAUCUAAAGUUAUUCUCCGAUAGUUUUGCUGUCACUCCUCACAGCCAACUGGAGUCCACUGUCCGGUUGAUCAAUUCCGAAUUCGAAGCUAUGGGUUAUACAAAAAUUUUAAAAAUAGAGGCCGGACAAUUGGAAGUUAUCAUGAGCAACUUUGUUGAAGGGGUUUUAAGACUCAUUUCUUCUUAUAGAAACAGUCUUGAUAAUUGUAAGAAGACUGAGUUAAGCUUUCAAAGUGUGCAAUCGAAAUUAACACAUACACAGAGACUUUUUUACAGGUGCCAACAAGAACUGGAUAAGUCUAUACGAUUGAAUAUAUUAGCGAAAUUGGAACAAAAACAAAUGUUGCGUGAUAAGGAGUCACUUAGUUAUCUUCUAAAAAGAACAUCUGAUACACUUGAUAGAAUUCGUGUAGCUUUCUCAAAACAUCAAGCUCAAUGCUCAAAUCAAAAGCGGAGGUUAGAGAUACAACGUGAACGCCUACGCAAACGCUUAGUAGGCUGUCUGAAGGAAGCUUCAUUUGGAUAUAGAAGAGGAAGAAAAAAUCAUUCACCGACUAUUUCAACAGACUUAUCUACAUCUGAGAUACGUUCACGUGUUGAAGGUGAUAAAGUAUCCAAUGCUUAUCGAUCUAACACUAACCAAUUAAGUAUUCACGACAAUACUAGUCCACCUCGGUCCUGUCCUCCUAGUGUAGUUUCAAAAGCAUCAUUGACCAAACAGUUGAGUAGUGGAAGUCUGCCUCCAACAAAUGCUGCAGAUAAUGAAACUAGUCGAGAUGAUUUAUCUUCGACAGUAAUUCAACAGUUGGAAAGCCGUCUAAAGGAAUUAUGUCAUGAAAAUCGUGAACUUCGAGAUUUUGCCAGCCAACUGUCUUCACGAAUGUUUCAGUUCUCAGAUUUCCUGGAACACAAUUGUGACUUAUGCAUGCAGGAUAAUGCUAAUAUUUCAUUUGAUUGUCAGGAUGAACAUCACUCUCUUGGUGAAUCACAUGUUGCAGAACAUGACAUAUCUGAAGUACAAUCGUUCGAUGAGAAAAGGAAUUUAUUCAAGAAAAGUAUUGAUAAACAAUCCACUCCCGUUAUUGAUUUUUCAUUCGAAUUACCUUUUCGAGUAAUUCGUGAUGAUCUUAUUAAACGUGUUCAGUAUGCUUCAUGGGUGGUAUGGUCUAAAUUGAAGUGUUUGGCAAGAUGUCACACGAAUUCAGUAAAAGAAACACCUGGUUUUAAAUCACAGUUUUGCCAUACAGAUAAUUCACUAACAGUUGAAUGUGUUGACAGUGAUAAGGUUCAUGUAGAAGACGAUGAUGAAGUGAAUCAGUUGGGAAAUCAAUUAUCCCAGUUGAAAUCCUCAUUGGCUGAUUGUGAACAUCCUCAAAGCUGAAGGAUUCAAUUGUGUGAAGGUGCUCAUAGUGUAAGGCGAGCGUUUGCACAGUGUGUGUGUGUCCUUCUGGUGGUACCAUGAAGUCAAUUGGUUGCCUCACUAUUCUUCUUCUUCUCAUGACUCACCAAUUUCGCCAUAAUACUUUACCUCAUCUUUUUUUAUUUUAGUAACCUUAUUGUACAUCGGAAGAUAAAUGUCUAUAUGGAUUCUGUUGGUACUCACAUAUUUUUUCAAAUAGAAUCUUUUUAUAUGUG